ACGAAUAUCGUGCUUUCAGUCUGCGUACGGCGCAGAGCUACGUACAUAUAUUAACGCAUUGUUAAACGUUCUUUGCGUCUUUAUCGUACAGGAAACGAUACUUGCCAUUUAAUGGACGAACAAGCUAGGUCUUGAAUAAGCGUUAAGCAUGUUCGCGAAUAUAGUUUGUCGAAACUAAAUGUUAGAAACAGUGUGACUAUACGAGAUACGUACGAUGGGUAAAUUGGUGUUUUUGGUGCUGUUUGUUUAUUCCGUGGGAAUUUCACGCUACUGCGAAACUACGUCGACUCCAAAUCGGGGAUAUGUGUUUAUGGCACCGAAAAGAUUAUUAGCCGGCGAAACCGAAAGCGGCUGUUUGUCUUUACAUAAUUUGGAACUACCGGCUCAUGUUCUUCUCGAGCUAGUGCCCACGAUAGAAAAUCAAGUAUUGGCUCGUACUAGCGCCGUUGUAAAAACAGGUACAGAAACAUGCCUGCACUUAGCAGUACCGCAGACUGUUUCCAGAAGCGCAAGUCUCCGAUUAAAAAUCAAAUUCGACAAGUAUCCCGAUUACGUCGUGGUAUCGGAAUCAACCGUAGAGAUCGAGGAUGAUUCUUUGAUCACCUUCGUAGAAACCGAUAAACCGACCUACAAGCCCGGCCAAGACGUUAAAAUCAGAAUUCUUAUGCUUAUGCGUGAUUUAAAACCGUCGCAAAAAUCGAUUCCAGAAGUAUGGAUCGAAAAUCCAUCGUUAGUGAGAGUAGCGCAAUGGACGAACGUAAGCACGGAGAACGGGAUGGCUCAGUUGACGUUUCCUUUGUCUCCGGAACCAACCUUGGGAACGUGGAACAUACAAGUAAUGAAAGAAAGAGAGUAUUCUAAGUUGAUUCACACUACUCAAUUUGAAGUAGAGAAAUACGUUCUGCCAAAAUUUCAAAUAACCAUCAAUUCACCAAAAUAUAUUCUUGCGGAUGUGGAGAACGUGACUUGGAACAUCUGUGUCAAAUAUAGUUACGGCAAACCUGUGAAAGGUAAUCUAUUGCUGAAGUUAACUCCGCAAACACCAAGUUGGAGAAGAUUGCCCAAUCUUCCGGCGAUACGUUACGAAACGGAACUCGAUAAACCGGAUGGUUGCACCGAAUUUGUUCUUUCUGGGACGGUUCUUGGUUUGGCGCAUUGGAAAAUGGAUCCGAACAAUAUCGUUCUCAUAGCUGAAUUCACAGAAGCCGGGACUGGUGUAGUAGAAACUACGAUUAGCAGAACCGUGGUGAUGCACGAAGCACUGAAAUUAGAAUACGAGAAUUAUACACCUAAAUACUUCAAGUUCGGUUUACCUUAUCAUGGAAAAUUACGAGUUUUGCGACACGACGACACGCCUGCUCCGAACGAAAAAAUUCAAAUUUGCCUAAAAGUACGUGGAAAAAUCGAAUGGGAGAAAGAUGUUGUAGAAUGUCGUGAUUUUAUGUCAUCCCCUGAUGGUUUCGUCGAUUUUGUCGUACCACCGCAACAUAAAAAUAUCGUUUUGUUAAGUUUUGUCGCCACCGCCGUUGAUUAUCCGACAACUUAUUAUCCACCAGACCAACGUUGGAAAGUUUUCAUGAAUCAACCAUCAGCAUCUACCACCGUGAAUCCUUGGUAUUCUCCGUCCGAUAGUUACUUAACGGUAGCUCGGGGAAAUCAACCGAUCACGUGUGGCGAAAAGUAUUCCUUUAACGUUAUGUAUACGACACCACCUAACAUGAGUGAAUCCAUUUCUUUCCAUUAUUCGAUCAAUUCCAAGGGAGGUAUUUUAAUAUACGGACACGUAAAGCACAAACCUAAUCGGGAUACGGUGUUGAAUUAUUUUGAAUUUCACAAUUUAUUGGGUUCUAUUGAAUCUUUUGCUAACAAAACGGAGCAGACAGCUAUAGUACACAGAUUCCCAUUAAGCGUUAAAGUAACGCCAAGCAUGGCUCCAGUUUCGGAAUUGCUACUUUAUUACGUACGAUCAGAUGGUGAAAUUGUCGCAACAACUUACACGAUAGAAGUUGGCCACUGUUUUGAGAACAAAGUAAAAACCGCAUGGCAUACUGAUGUUCAAACACCAGGAUCGGCGACUCAGUAUCACGUCGAAGCUGCUCCUGGAUCGCUUUGUGGAAUCUCUGCAGUAGAUAAAUCGACCCUAUUUUUGGGUAAAUCGAAAUCCAAUCUGAUCAGUGCCACUCAAACGUUCGACCAGUUGAGAAAAUUUCAUCCAACUCCAGAGCCACAUUUUCUAUCGGCAAUUCAUUGCAAAUCAAUGGCAUCAGAAGGGACGAACGAAGAGAUCAAUCAUUUUCCAGGAUUUACCGAAUUGCGAAAAAGGAGAAACACGAAAUACAACGUAAUAUACAACAAAAGGGUUAACUAUGUGGACGCUGUACAAGCUUUUGUCGACUUUGGAGUGAUUGUAAUGAGCGAUCUCGUAUUACAAACACGACCAUGCCCGUGGAUGUACAUGGAACACACAGACAUGUUUCUUGCCUCCCAUGUGUCUUCUCUCAAGUCCUUCCAUUCUGAUGCUGUUGCUGCUGCGGCCAUGGAUCCAGGAGUAGAAUAUGUUGACCAAAAUCCGGCUCAGACGGCUACACUUAGAUCAUAUUUUCCUGAAACAUGGUUGUGGGAAUUGGUGCCUACUGGAAAAGAGGGCAAAGUAACGAUAGAACGUACACUUCCACACACCAUCACCGAUUGGGUUGGAUAUACAACAUGUAUUUCGCCGGUUCACGGUCUUGGAAUAGCCCCUCCGACCACUAUAACAGCAUUCCAAUUGUUCUUCCUGGAUUAUAGUUUACCGUACAGCAUAAAACGUGGAGAAAUAAUGCGUUUCAAAGUGUCCCUUUUCAAUUACAUGCAUCACAGUUUACCUGUAAAAAUUAAAAUGGAAGAGGUAGAAGGAAUUGAUUUGCAUUCGUCGAAUUCGAUCGCCUCGUUCUGUGUAAAACCACGAGACAGUAUUGUCUAUCAGUACAUUUUGAAACCACGAGUAAUCGGAGAAGUUAACGUAACAGUUGCCGCUUUCAUAGACACUGAUUUUCCUGAACCAUGCGGACCAGAAACUGUGGUAUUUACGCGGGACGUAAUCAUGAAACCGAUUCUAAUUCUACCCGAAGGUUUCCCCAUGGAAGAAACGAAAUCUACGUUGAUUUGCCCGAUGGAUUUCAGCGAUGAUUCCGCGUUCAUGUGGGAAUUGACAUUGCCUGAAGAUGCGGUACCGGAUAGCGGGAGAGCGUAUUUAAAUUUGAUAGGAGACAUCUUAGGUCCGGCACUCGAAAAUUUAGAUAAACUCGUACAAUUACCAAAAGGUUGCGGUGAACAAAAUAUGGUACUGUUUGUUCCAAAUAUUCACGUGAUUAAAUAUCUGGAUGUGAUCGGAAUCGAUAACCCUGAACUUCGUGCGAAAGCGAUUAGGAAUAUGGAAAAAGGAUACCAGAGAGAGCUAACGUACAGACAUGUGGAUGGUUCUUAUUCUGCGUUUGGAAGUAGUGAAAGCUCUAUAUGGCUGACUGCAUUCGUAUUAAAAUCAUAUGCUCAGGCUGCAACCUUGAUUCAUAUCGACGAACAGGAUCUUAAGCUAUCUGUUAGCUGGAUCACAUCGCAACAAUUGGAAAAUGGUUGUUUCCCCGUAAUAGGCACUGUGUUUCACAAACAGAUGAAGGGCGGCCUUGAAGAAUACGAUGGCUCGUCAUCGGGAAUAACAGCAUACAUCCUAAUUUCUUUGCUCGAAUCUGGCGUUCCUUUGUCAUCGUCUGUUGUUAAUAAUGCCAAGAGUUGUUUGGAAAAGGGAACAGCUAGUGGUCACAAUAAUCUACACACUACGGUUCUCACUACAUACGCGUUAGCAUUAUUGGGGGAUCCAAAGGCCAAUUCCAGCAUGACGUCUUUGAUGAAUCUCGCUACACGCUACAAAAAUCUAGUUUGGUGGGAGGAUAAAACUAAGCCUUCGAUCGGUCUAAGCAUCGAAAUGACUGCAUAUGUCAUUCUUACCUUACUGAAAUUAGGUGAUGGACAUUUGAUUGAAGCCUUGAAAGCCGUUCGCUGGAUAUCAAAGCAAAGAAACGCCGAAGGUGGAUUUACGUCCACUCAAGACACGGUCGUUGGACUGGAGGCUCUUACGAAAUAUGCUAUGAGUGUACAACAUAGAAAUAUCGAUUUGUCUGUUCUUGUCACUGCUAAGGAAGUGGAUUAUGUCUACAAAUUGCAUAACGAAAAUCGUAUGAUUCUUAAGCAAAUUCGUUUAUCUGUUUUACCAACUAUCGUAGAAAUAUUUGCUCAAGGCAAAGGGUGUGUUUUAGUACAGAGCAAUCUUAAAUAUAAUGUCCCGCAUAGUACCGGUUCGGAUGCUUUUGAUCUUUCGGUAAGAGCUCGUUCCGUUAGUCAUGGAAACGAAUGCUCGUUACAAGAAAUUACAAUCUGUGCUCGAUAUAAGCUGGCAGAUGAGGAAAGUAACAUGGCUUUGCUAGAAAUUGGAAUGAUAAGUGGUUACGUGCCUGAUCGAGCGAGUCUUCACUUGUUAUUAGAUCCAUCUUCAAAAGUUAAACGAUUCGAGGAAGACCAAGAUACUAUGACGAUUUAUUUUGAUAAAUUAACUGGACAAAAUACUUGCGUCUCGUUUAGAAUAAUACAGGAGUAUUUUGUCGAUCAUCUUAAGCCAGCAAACGUGAAGCUUUACGAUUACUAUCAGCAAGAGCUUACCGUAUCCACUAAUUACACAAUCGCUUCAAUUUGUAGCAGCGCGGAACCAGUCGAUGAACAAACAACGCCAAAUCAACUAUCUACUAUGAAGCAAUACAAAGAAUUUAAUACCAGUCCGGUGAAUUCCUCUUUCUUCGUCGUCAAUCAUGAACUAGCAGUGCCAGAUGGAAUAGAAGGACCAAUUCCAGUUUAUAUGAAACCGGAUGCCUAUGAUAAAACAGAAAUGGCUAUCACUACCAAUGGAUCACCUGAUUUAACACCGACAUUUGCAACGGAAGACCAAACUGUAUCAACUAUACAAAUAGAGAAUGAAGAACCUGUACAGGUGGAGCCAGAUAUUGAAAUAAAGAACACUACGUCAAUCACCGAGACGAAUAUUCCGUUGCCAAUGGGAGUAAACCAAUCUUGUCCCGUAUGUAUGGAGUUACCAUCAAACAUUAGCGAUGUUUAUUGUUCGGCAAGUAGCGCGGUUAAGGUAGCAAUCAGACGACUUCGCAAAGUGAGAUUGCUGCUGGACUUACAUCCAUCCCGAGAAGUUCAACGUCUUCGUGCCACGGUCGAGUUCACUUUAAGCCCAAAUUGCUCCUGUUUACAGUUAGAUAACCCUGGAAGUUUUGCAUUAAUCAUAAACAAGGAUAACGACUUUCUUGCAUCCGGGGAUCAGAAGCAAACACUGAACGAUUCGUUUCAUAUAUAUGGUUUACCAAUGGUAAGCGGUAUGCCUUGCAAAUUGGCCGAGGCACGAGCCUUUUGUUUCAAUGAAGAGAACAUUCAAUGCACGUACGAAGAUCCCUCGGUUUACGGUUAGAUUUAGUAUAUCUAUCUUAAUGUGUUUUAUGCGCAAAAUGUUUGAAACCGAUUGUGUAAAUUUCGAUUACAAGGAUAUAACACUGUAUGUUCUGUUUCCUUUUUUAACUGAACUAAUUUCGCGCAGGGUAUAUACAUGAAUCUACUCUUUUCAUUUUCUGUUUUUUUUUUUAUCUACAAAUAUAUCAGUUACAUAAUAUGUAAGUAAUCAUAGGAUAAGCUAUAGUCCACGUGAAAACAUAAACGAACAUCAUCGUCGCAAUUAGUUAUAUAUGUAUCAGGGAAUGGAAAGUUCCUCUUUUUUUAUAUAUAUUGUGAAUAAAGUUUUCAGUAUAGUAAA
This is a messenger RNA of Bombus terrestris (buff-tailed bumblebee), 5839 nucleotides long. RefSeq names its product pregnancy zone protein. Gene Ontology annotation, cellular component: extracellular region. NCBI's taxonomy places the organism in Eukaryota, Metazoa, Arthropoda, Insecta, Hymenoptera, Apidae. The coding region runs from base 215 to 5500 and encodes 1761 amino acids. Gene Ontology annotation, molecular function: endopeptidase inhibitor activity. The record is from RefSeq and is a predicted model, not a curated record. The transcript is spliced from 25 exons.